GGGGGUUGGCCUGUAACUUCCAAACUCGGGAGGAGACGCCCCAUACCUGCCCCGCCUGCCUUCCUGGGAGGGAGCACCGCAUGCACCAUCUUCCCCCACUCCCCUUCCCGCCGGACACCAGCCUCCUCUUCCCCCACCCGGAGGAGGAGACUCUGCCCCCUCCUGCUCCCCACCAGUCACCCCAGAGGGAGUUUCUCACCUGUGGUCCUUCCGAAGCCUAAUCCCCUUCCUUUUCACUGCAGUCUCAGGCCACCUCCCCUCUGAGAGGACCCUGGGAGAGGGGACAAUCUGGGUGCCACCUGAAUACACAAAUGCCAGGAAGCCUGAGCACAGUGAGGGGCGGAAGGGUGGUCUUUGCAGAAGAGUGUCCAAGUCAGCACUGGAAGUGCCAGGAACACCCUCUCCCGCCCCCUUCCUACCCUCUGGGCCCCAGCAAGGGCUCCUCCUCCUCCCCCAGCUCCUGGACACUCCCUUCGCCCCGUCUCUGCACCACUACACUGCCCCCCCACCUGCCCCUGCUGCAGAUGAGGAAAGCGAGGACUAGGAAGGAGCGUAACUCGGCAGAAGUGCGCAAGGCCAGGAGUGAGGUGCACCUGGAAUCCAGCGACUGCCCUGAAGGAUUCAAAUGCUGCGGUGACAGCUGCUGCCAGGAGUACGAGCUCUUCUCUGGCCCCUUGAGGAUCUUCAUCAUCAUCUUCCUGAUCAUUAUGCCCAUCAUGUGCAUCUGUGGCCUGGCAAAGCACUUCUGCCGCAGCUGCAGAGAGCAGGAGCGGCACCCCCCAACGGUUCUCGCGGGGGCCCCGGAACGGCUCCCCAGUGCCCCUCCAGAGAGUAUGGUGGUGUCCCCUUCUGAGUCACCACCCCCCUACAGUGAGAUUAUUCUGAAGCCAGUCCUGAACCUGCCCCCCACGGAUCCGCCCCCUCCCUACAGCAUCAGGCCUGAAGAAUAUUCGGGGGUCUCCAGGGGCAUCGACAAUCCAGCCUUCUGAGCCACCUGCUACCUGGAAUCCUGCCUCAGCCACCUCCUCCCUGACACCUCCUGGAGCAAGCCAGAGACACCUCGGACCCCUGAACCGCCUCCGCCCACCCUGCUACAUCUCUGGCCUUUCUUGGAUUUAACUUAUUGCUUUUCCUGCCCCUGCUUCACACCGACUGUCUCUCUUGUCCCAGGGUCUGGGCUGGAGUGACAGUGCCCAUCCACCACACUGCACCCCACCCCACCCCACCCGCCGCAGCCCACGUUAGAGGCUGCCAAGAGGAAAAUAACAUCAACAGUUGGAGUUGAUGGACAGUAGAAUGGGCUACUUUCAGGAGUGGAGAGAGCCCCACAGCUGGAGGUAUACAAAUCUCGACUGGAUGGCCAGCUCUGAGACGGGAAGGGCGCUGCUAUGCCUAGGGGAAUUGGACUGCCUGAGCUCUGAGCCACCUCCAGCUCUCCCUGAAUGGAGAAGACCCCAUUCUACCCCACCCUACCCCCCAACAUGUGUACUUACUAAACCAGCUGAUUGCUGCUGAGA
Artibeus jamaicensis (Jamaican fruit-eating bat) is the source of this 1517-nucleotide messenger RNA. It is a transcript of the gene TMEM92, whose product is annotated as transmembrane protein 92. Gene Ontology annotation, cellular component: nucleoplasm. The coding region runs from base 312 to 989 and encodes 225 amino acids. The record is from RefSeq and is a predicted model, not a curated record. NCBI's taxonomy places the organism in Eukaryota, Metazoa, Chordata, Mammalia, Chiroptera, Phyllostomidae. The transcript has 4 exons.